CGUGAAAUGGCAACGGAGGAGCACCAGCGGCUGGCCGGCAUCGUCAAGAGCUGCCACGAGAGCCUCCGCCAGCUGACGAAACAGCAUGGGGCGACGGUGGCCUGGCAGGAGCACACGAGUCCCAGAAAUGCCAAGCGUCUGGCGGAGUACGCCAAGGCCAUGCGGCAACUGGCGGCCAUAUGGGAGACGAACGACGGGAAUUUGGAGCUGCAGGCGCGCAGCCGCAUCAAGUGGGCCAUUGACUACAUUACCAAGUACUUCUUCACCGAGGGCAUCUACCUGCAGAAGCGGCAGCGGGAGCAGCGACUCCUGGAAUCCUACAAGAGCGAGGGCCAGUUGGGAGAGGUGAGGUGUCAGCUAAUGGAGGAGCCGCCGGACAGGCUACGGGUGUUGGACGUGGGCAGCUGCUUUAAUCCCUUUGCCAGUGCUCCGCACCUGGAGGUAACGGCUCUGGAUCUGUGCCCCGCCACCGAAGAUGUGUUGCAGGCGGAUUUCUUGAAAGUUGAAGUGGUGCCUGGAGUGGCGGAACCCGAGCUGGAAGAGGGCAGUGUCAGAAGGCUACCAGCGAACCAUUACGAGUGCGUCAUCUUUAGCCUGCUGCUGGAGUACAUGCCCAGCGCCGAGCAGCGGCUGCAGUGCUGUCGGAAGGCCUACGACCUGCUCCUGCCCGAGGGCAUCCUUGUGCUCAUCACACCCGACUCGCAGCAUGUGGGCAAGAAUGCCCACCUCAUGAAGAACUGGCGCUAUUCGUUGGCCAAGCUUGGCCUGUUGCGGGUGCGCUUCGAGAAGCUGCCGCACAUCUCGUGCAUGGUUUUUCGCAAGGCCAUCAGCCGGGAGCUCUCGCAGCACUGGGCUAGCAUCCACCGGGAGGAGGGGAUGUGUGAGGAAAUCCGGAUACCACAGGACGAUGGCUAGAUAAGAUACGAGCUACGAACGCUACGAGCCUCAUAAAUCGAUGUAAAUAUGUCCGCGUCUACUUAUUUAUGGCUUAACUUAUCUGUGUUAAGUGCGAGUUAAUAAUAAUGGUUGACGAUUUAUCUAC
This is a messenger RNA of Drosophila kikkawai, 1042 nucleotides long. RefSeq names its product S-adenosylmethionine sensor upstream of TORC1 (gene Samtor). Gene Ontology annotation, biological process: negative regulation of TORC1 signaling. The record is from RefSeq and is a predicted model, not a curated record. Lineage: Eukaryota; Metazoa; Arthropoda; Insecta; Diptera; Drosophilidae.